UUUAAUACACUGCACAGCCAGAACGUUCUAGUGCUAACAAUUUGACGUUUGUUGUUAAUAGUUUAAUAUUGAUUGUUUGAAAGGUUUACGUUUUAGUGUAAUUUUGUCUGGCCACCAUAAAACGUGGGAACAGAGACACUACAAAAGCAUUGAAGAACAAAAGCACAUGCUGUGAUGGAGAGCUAUGACAUUCAAUCUAAGCCCAAGGGCCAGAAAACAGCGGACUAUUUCUUAAGUCUACCAAAUGAAGUCCUGGUGAAGAUUUUCUCUUACCUUGAAAUCCAUGAUGUCAUGUAUCUCAGCCUAGUAUGUAAGCGGUGGAACAGUGUUUCCAGCGCAGAUUCUUUGUGGGAAAAAUUUGUGCCAAAAUACCCAGGAAUAAAUCUCCCAAAAGCAAAGACCCAAAAGAAUAUUUUUCGAAAGCUCUGGUCUGAUGGAGUCCAAAUUGGAAAAGAAAGAUGGUUGCCCAACCCACUGCCUGAUCUUGUAGAAUAUAACAUUUCAUUGGAGAAACAUAAUAAAGAAAAUAUUCCGAAAGAAAGUGAUGAAAUAUUUUCACUGUCGAAGUGUAUGCUUUAUCUUCGUUUAAAUCCACUUUAUCAUUUCACUACUGAUGAGGUUAAACAUGAUGAUCCUCUCAUGGGGAAAAUUGUUCAUACACUUUGUGAUAAACUAGGACACAUUUGUAAACCUGGUGAUGAAGAGCCUGAUGUUCCUGUACCGGAUACAACAUCUCUCAUGGGCAUCGUCUUUUUUGGAGAUAAGAAAUUUGCAAUGUGGUUGAUUGCCUAUUGCUGUUACGAUUCACGAACGAGUGAGCAUUGUUUCCUGAAGAGGAAUGAGAAACUAAUCGAUGAAGAAGGCCGUAUUAUCGGCCCAGGAGUUGGUGAUGCUUUCUUAGUUCCGGGAGGAAUGUGUUUGAGCAAGAGCCUUUUUGAUCAAAUUCGAAAUAUUGUCGUUGGUACAAAUGACCGAUUUAUAAUUUAUAAUGUCGCUCUUAGUUAUAGAAAUGAACAAUUUGAUGAACUUCCCUAUGCGAGGCAAAUUUUAGUUAGCGACACAGCAGUCGUUCUUUGUGCAGGCCGAAGAUUUGCAACUUCGUAACUUCUAAAUUUAAAGGUGAUAUGUUUGAAACUUUUAACCCUACUUUCAGGGUAAUUGUCAAACCAAAUAAUUUUACGGGGUUUUGCAUUUGGAUCAAGGACGUCAAUCCAGAAGGGAGGGGUUGGGAACAAAUAUCUAAUUGUCCGCCAGUUUUUAACGUUUGUGACAAAAUCUUUUUACUUCACGAUUCAAAUGUUCGAUGUAUAAUUAAUACAAAUACAUAAUUAUUACUAUUAGCCUCGCAC
Dendronephthya gigantea is the source of this 1349-nucleotide messenger RNA. RefSeq lists its product as uncharacterized. The transcript is spliced from 2 exons. Gene Ontology annotation, molecular function: protein binding. The record is from RefSeq and is a predicted model, not a curated record. The coding region runs from base 175 to 1104 and encodes 309 amino acids. Lineage: Eukaryota; Metazoa; Cnidaria; Anthozoa; Malacalcyonacea; Nephtheidae.